AUGGAAGGAGAAUCAGGGAUGACAAUUGAUUUAACACUUUUAGGGACAGGAACAAGUGGUGGCAUACCAUUUGUUAACUGUGAUUGCCCAACCUGUACGUCAACAGAUCCAAGAGAUAAACGUUAUAGGACUUGUGGAAUUCUUAAAAUAUCUAAUGGUAAGAAUGUACUUAUUGAUUGUGGAACAGAUAUCAGAAAAUGUCUCCUUCGAGAAGGAAUUACUCAUAUUGAAGGAAUUAUUAUCAGUCAUUGUCAUGCAGAUCAUGUACAUGGACUUCCAGAUUUAGUAAAGUUCUAUAAUGGGCAUCCUAUACCAAUAUAUUGCAACGAUGUUUGUGGCAAACAGCUUAAAGGUAAAUAUUCAACAUUGGUCGAAGGAGAUGAUCGAAAAUUCGAUGUUAAUAUAACUACAAGUCCAUUCAAACUAUGUGAUGUGACAUUUACUCCUGUUCCAAUUAUGCAUGGAAAGCUUCCUAUAUUUGGCUACAGAUUUGGCAACGCUACUUACAUAACAGACUGCAAGACUAUACCAAAUGAUUCAUAUAAAAUCAUUGAUGGAAGCGAAAUACUUGUAAUUAAUACACUUGCCAACACAGAUCACGAAACACACUUAAGCUAUGAACAAUCACUAGCUGAAAUCCGAAAGAUUAAGCCAAAAGUAGCAUAUUUAGUCCAUAUGACUCAUACACAUAAUCAUGAAUUUAUUCAAAAUUAUUUUGAUACAAAUAAGCAAGAAUUUCCUGAAACCAAAAACAUUGAAAUCAUAGAAGCAGUCGAUGGCAUUCAUACAAAGCCUAUCCAUGUUUAA
This is a messenger RNA of Trichomonas vaginalis G3, 807 nucleotides long. RefSeq names its product beta-lactamase superfamily domain-containing protein. The transcript has a single exon. Lineage: Eukaryota; Parabasalia; Trichomonadida; Trichomonadidae. The coding region runs from base 1 to 807 and encodes 268 amino acids. The record is from RefSeq and is a predicted model, not a curated record.